Nezara viridula (southern green stink bug) is the source of this 889-nucleotide messenger RNA. The record is from the annotation of a GenBank genome assembly. Lineage: Eukaryota; Metazoa; Arthropoda; Insecta; Hemiptera; Pentatomidae.
CAACCAGUUAGAUGGAAGGAUAGGAGGAGGUAGGGGACUGUUCGAGGAGGAUACCAUGACCGGCAGAGACGGAGAGACUUGCUAAAGAAGGAGUUAGUUGAGGAAAACUUCAUAUUGAAGAAACUCCGAAUAAAUUUUGAAAAAUAAAUAAAUUUACUUUUUGCUGAAAUUUAAUAUCUUGUAUUGUAUAAUAUAUAGAACAAACAUUGUAUACAGUGCCAAAGUUUAAACAACAACGGUUUUUUUUUUUUUUAAGAGAAUAGCUUUGUAAUAAGGAAUCAAUAUAAAAAAUAUAAUAAUGAAAAAUUAAUGUAUAAUUAAAAAAAAAAAAAUGAAAGUGAUCGACUAUGGUGCAAUAGUCGAUAUCUUAGAAAUAGUAAUUAAUAUUAACUGCCAAGCCUAUUUACGUAUUUUGAAAAAAUUAAAUAGAGCAUAAAAAAUAUACGUGCUGAUAAAUAAACAAUAUAUAUAUCACGUUUGCGGGAACAAAAGGCAUGUUAUGUUAAAUUAUGUUAGUAGAAUAAGAACUACACAGUUGAUAUAUCCAUCGCCUUUCAUGAUGAAAUUGCUCAUUUUCGCCUUCAUUAUCACGUACCUAGCCGUUGAUGCACUGUACCAUCGGAACACCUCCUGGUGCCAAACUUGCGAACUUACUGAAGUCGAACCAUGUCCUUAUUAUUUAAUAUACGAUCCCCGGUGUGGAAAACAAGAAAUAAAGGGUGGAAAAUGGCUAUAUACAGUCUUCUCCAGCCAAUGUGAAAUGGAUAACGCUAAUCUUCGGGGAGGAGGUUGGAAACCUUGCUGUUGGUUUAAAGGAAUGCCUUCUAAAAGUGAAGUCUUUUAUCCUUUAAAGGAAAAAUAAAUAGUUUAAAAUAAAAUACUUUUUGAA